AGUUGUCUACUGCUUUGGAGGUGACCUGGCGUACGUGUUUGACAAGACUAACAAAACAGUGGCGGAAUACGUAGAUGGAAAGGAGAUUAUCAUUAUAAUUAAAGUUUUGGCUGGGCGUGGGAUAAAAGGGUAUAUUAUCUACGAUGUGGAUAAAAAGGGUCAAGGACCGGAUGGUUUUCCAACGCCGGAAACAUGGGGCUUCAUUCUGUUGUCGUCCCCAAACGAAGAUAACUUCAAAUCAUGGGCGAAGCAGAAGCAUGCCAACCUCAUCGUUAUGGAUUGCCCGGACGAGAAUGACGUGAAGGCGAUGUGUGCCUGGAAGACGCGUGCUAUGUCUGUGCGGGUCCAAAAGAAGUACUGGAAAAUGAUCAAAGAACGCUUGGAUGAUGUGGGAACAAUUCCGCGAAGCAUUUUUUGA
Messenger RNA from Trypanosoma conorhini, 418 nucleotides. RefSeq names its product retrotransposon hot spot (RHS) protein. Lineage: Eukaryota; Euglenozoa; Kinetoplastea; Trypanosomatida; Trypanosomatidae. The annotation marks the transcript as partial. The transcript has a single exon. The record is from RefSeq and is a predicted model, not a curated record.